GUUGAAGACAUCACCCCAAUCAAUACACACAGUAUCUCCGGCCUGCUUCCCGUACUCCUUUUUGGACCCCGACCAGCACCACGCAUGACAGUGUGAGUGGAACGUUUGCCUUACGGACUGUGUCAUUUGAAGUGUUCGCAAACACAGAUCCAGCAUUUACCGUUCUUGGACCAUCUUUCGGCCGUGAUUGCGCGUUGCGCCUCGAGCCCUCGCUCGGCACUCAUCCAUCCAACCUCGCCGGUCUGGUCGUUGAAACGCCUCGGUCCGUCAAUUUGACUCUCCGUAUUCGACUCCCGACCCAAACAUACCACACCGCCUGCCCGCUAGUCGACCGACCGAUUCGACCCUUCCCUUCUUUCGUUCUCCUGCGCCAUGGUCUGAUAGACCCCUGCGCUUCUCCGACCAACUUACACUACCAUGGCAAACAACGGCCCAUCUAUCAAGAGUGAGCCUGGUGCUGCAGGCUCCGAGGCGUGGGAUGAGGAACGUCUUGAACAGGCUUUAGACGAGCUCAAGCUCUUGCAUGUCAAGCUUCGCGGCUUACGAACGACGAUACCUCGAAUGAUGGAACCUUUGUCUGUCAAACAACCAAGUCGUACGUCUGGAGCCUAUCAUCACAUAUUUCGCUCACUGACGGUAUACCAUCCAGCCCAGAUCACGUUCCAAGCGUAUAUGGAGUCGGUGGCUGCGGCCAAGAAGGAAGUGCAAGACUUUCAGGACUUGAGAAAGAGCGAGAAGAUCACGAACAUUAUGGAACAUGCUACACAACGCCGUAAAGAGGAGCCUAAUGGCAUCAAAGCGUGGCGUACGACAGACCACCCUGACUGGACAACGACAGACUCAUAGCGCUGCCGUUGAUCUUCAGGUAGAUGUAUCAGCAAUUAUGGCGUUACGGCGACUAUUACGCGGGAAGCGGAUUGAUUUUUGGGUACAUCAUGGCUCGAUGGUGCAUAUAUGAGCAGAUGCCUUGGGACCGGGGCUUUAAGGGGCCCAUUGCAAACAAGCUGAAGGGUAUAUUCAUGAAAAUGAUGGAGAGAACGCAAUUAGAAUUCCAGUUGAAAGUGAAAGGCGAUAACACAAGGCUAGCCGAUAUCUUAACUUUGAAGCAGAGAAUCACCAGUGAGGCUGGCUUGGUUGGAUUCUGGACUCAAAUCAAGCUCAGGAAAUUACUGCUGCCGUUGGGCACUUUAGCUGGCAGGCUGCGGG
Messenger RNA from Colletotrichum scovillei, 1206 nucleotides. RefSeq names its product ribosomal protein L34e. The record is from RefSeq and is a predicted model, not a curated record. The coding region runs from base 418 to 846 and encodes 142 amino acids. The transcript has 2 exons. Lineage: Eukaryota; Fungi; Ascomycota; Sordariomycetes; Glomerellales; Glomerellaceae.